This is a messenger RNA of Triplophysa dalaica, 3165 nucleotides long. Its product is annotated as nucleolin-like. The transcript is spliced from 21 exons. Bases 111 to 2918 code for a protein of 935 amino acids. The record is from RefSeq and is a predicted model, not a curated record. Gene Ontology annotation, molecular function: RNA binding. NCBI's taxonomy places the organism in Eukaryota, Metazoa, Chordata, Actinopteri, Cypriniformes, Nemacheilidae.
AAUAAAAUCAAACAAGAAGUUGUAUACCAGUGCUGCAGAAGCACGUGUGACUGAAGAGUUUGUCUUGCUACAUGUUAUUUAUCUUUUUCAGCAAAUAACAUUGUUUACUCAUGAUGGAACUAGCCGAGGCACCUCAGGUGGAAAAUGCUCUCCCACCUCCGAAAGAACUCAAGAAAGAGUCCGGCGAGGAGGACAUCUUUGAGGAAGAGGCACUGCUGACAGAAGAAAACGAGGAUUCUGAUUAUCUUAAGAACGAUGUGACGGAUCCUCGCACUUUGUUCAUAAAGAACCUUCCCUCCUCUGUGAAACAAGAUGAACUGAAAAAAGUCUUUGACCAGGCCACAGACAUUGAAAUACCAGUAGACAAUGAAGGUUCUACCAAAGGGGAAUUUGGCUACGUUGAAUUAGCUUCAGAGGAAGAUCUAAAGAAAGAUUUGGAGCUGAAUGACAAGAAGUUAAGGGGCCAACCACUAAUACUUGACCGAGCCAGUGACAAAGAAAAUGUCCAGGAAAUCCAAGAGCGAUGUGCACGUACUUUGUUCAUAAAAAACCUUCCACACUCAACAAAGCAAGAUGAUCUGAAGGAAAUCUUUCAAGAAGCCAUUGAUAUCAGACUACCAUUUGGUAAAAAUGGUUUGGCUAGAGGAAUUGCUUACAUUGAGUUUGCGACUGAAGCUAUUGCUGACAAGGUGUUUGAGGAGGCACAAGGGUCAGAUGUUAAAGGAAACUCCAUCGUCAUUGAUUAUAUGGGAAAAAAGAGUACCACUCUGCCAGAUAUUAAUACAACAAGCAGACUACUUAUAAAUAAUCUGUCAUUUAGUGUGACUGAAGACUCUCUUCGGGGUAUGUUUGAGAAGGCUGUGGCUGUCAAUAUUCCAUACAAAAAUGACCGUCCGCAAGGGUAUGCCUUUGUGGAGUUUGAGUGUGUAGAGGAUGCCAAAGAGGCAAUGAAGACCUGGAACUUCAAAGACUUGGAUGGCAGAAUGGUCAGACUAACAUACAUGACAAAAAAGAAAGAGGAUAAGAAACGGGACUCAGAAAAAAGAAAAAUGAACACAAAAGACAAAGAAACAAGCCCAGCCAAGAAGGCAAAAAGUGAUGAAGAAUUCAUUCUCUUGGUUGGCAAGUUAAACUGGACGAAGGAUGUCCAUGAAAUUAAAUCUGCAAUCUCCCAUUUCUUCUCAAAUGAAGGCCUUAAAAUUCAGAAAGUGUGUCUUUGCACCAACAAGAGAUUUGGCUAUGUUAACUUUGCAUCAGAGAAUGAGCUACAGAAAGCUUUGGAGCUUGAUGGCAAGAAUGUAAUGGGCCAACCAGUGAAACUUGACAGAGCCAGUAAAGAAGACAUGGUAGGAAACAAAGCCAUGGAGUUGGAGACAACAGAUCCCAUAAUUCCACGCUCCUUCACAGCGUCAUCAAGCUACGGUAUUGUUGUUGUUUUGAUCGUGCGCCCCCUAGCUGCGUUUUUUUUUACAAACUGCACCUUUGAAACUAACUGCUCGCUUUCAUUUUCUCUCUUCUUAGCUGCUAAUUUAGCAAAUAAAAUUCUUGUUGUGAGCAACCUGUCAUAUAGUGUGACUGUAAACACUCUCCGGCCCAUGUUUGAGAAGGCAGUGGCCAUCAGAAUACCACAAAAAUAUGGGAGGCUGCGGGGAUUUGCAUUUGUACAGUUUGAGAGUGUGGAAGAUGCCAAGGAAGCGCUGGAGAAUUGCAACAACAUGGAGAUUGAGGGCAGAAUUGUCCACAUAGAGAUCAGCAAAAGCAAGGAAGAAAGAGUUGGAGGAGGAAUGGGAAACUUUGCUGCUGUUCAGUCAAGCAAAACUCUUCUUGUCAACAAUUUGUCAUUGAGUGCCACCAAAGACUCUCUCUUGUGUGUGUUUGAGAAGGCGGUGGGCAUCAGAAUAUCACGAAAAAAAGGCAAAUCGAUCGGAUUUGGAUUUGUGGAGUUCGAGAGUGUGGAGAAUGCAGAGGAAGCGCUGAAGACCUGCAACAACGCUGUGAUUGAGGGCCGAAAUAUCAGACUAGAGUUCUGUCAAAGCAGGGAAGAUAAAGAAGCCAGAAUAGGAAACUCAGCUGCUUUUUCAUCAUCCAAAGCUGUAAAAAAAGUGCCAUUCAGUUCGACCAAAGACUCUACCCAGAGUGUGCUUGAGAAGUCAGUGAGCGUCAAAAUACCACUUAAUAUUGGUAAUCAGAAGGGAUGUGCAUUUAUGGAGUUUACCAGUGUGGAGGAUGCCAUAGAGGCACUAAAGACUGUGAACAAGGCCGAGAUUGAGGCCAGAAGUGUCACACAGUGUCACACAGUGUUCAGUCAGAGCAAGAAGAUGGAGGGAGAAAGAUGGAGCUAUAGACCCUUAAAAACCCUGUUUGUCAGAGGCCUGUCAGAUGAUACUAAUGAUGAGACACUGAAAAAUGCGUUUGAUGGAGCCGUCAACGCCAAAAUCAUCACAGAUCGAGAGACAGGAUCCUCAAAAGGGUUUGGUUACGUAAACUUUGACACCGAAGAAGACUGCAAAGCUGCAAGAGAAACAAUGGACGACUGUGAGAUCAAUGGGAAAAAAGUGUCUGUGGACUAUGCCCAGCCAAAAUGUGAGGGAGGUCGAGGCAGAGGUGGUUCCUUUGGCCGAGGAAGGGGUGGAUUUGUUGACCGAGGCAGAGGAAGGGGUGGUUUUGAUGGCAGAGGAAGGGGUGGUUUUGAUGGCCGAGGCAGAGGAAGGGGUGGUUUUGAUGGCCGAGGCAGAAGAAGGGGUGGUUUUGAUGGCAGAGGAAGGGGUGGUUUUGAUGGCCGCGGCGGAAGAAGGGGAGGUUCUGAUGGCCGAGACGGAGGAAGGGGAGGUUUUGGUGGCCGUGGAGGUGAAAGAGGCGGUGGCUUCAGGGGAAGGUCAAGAGGAAGAAGAGGUGGACGACAAGGAUCUGGGAACUAAUUACUUGUUAGUGACCGUGUACAGCUUAAGAUGUCCUUUAUUAUAUAAUUAAUUAAAACCAGUUCGGCAUGUUUUAAUUGAAUUAGAUGUAUGGAUGGCGAAUACGUACAGCAGAGGCGAGUCAUCAGAGGACAAAUCUCUCGCCAGUUCUAAUCAAAAGCUGUUAACCAAUAAGUAAAAAGUACUUUGUUAUUUAAGUACUUUUUAUAUUUUCCAGAAAAAAUAAAUGUUCAUUGUUUUAAAGACC